AUGUUAUCUACAACAAAGAAAAAUAACAUAACGAAUAAAUUUAUUUUUUGUUAUCAUUCGCAAGAUAAUGACGAAAUUGUAGAUACCAAACAAUUUUAUGAUAAAAAACUUGGAAUAAAACGACGUUUAAUUGGUUCAUCUUCAUCGAUAUCAUCAUUUAACAUGCAAAAACAAACAACAAAUGAAACAGAUAUUGGUGUACCUAGUCGAUUUUGUAGUGUUUGUGGAGACAUAAGCACUGGAAUACAUUUUGGUGGUAACAGUUGUGAAAGUUGUAAAGCAUUUUUUCGUCGAUCUGUUCAAUGUCUUCGUUUUCAAAAUUAUAAAUGUUCCAAUGAUGAACAAUGUCCGGUGAAUACUUCAACACGUAAAGUUUGUCAAUUUUGUCGUUAUGCUAAAUGUACAGCAAUCGGUAUGAAACCAAAAUGGGUUUUAUCCGAUCAAGAACGUGAAGAAAAAUAUGGUUCAAGACGAAAACGUUUUCGUGAAAAUCGUACAACUGAAGAAGAUCCAGAUAUUUUUAAAUUUUUAACGAAAGAAGAAAAACUACUUAUUGAAGAUAUAGCACAUGCAUUAUAUCAAUCUCGAGCAACAUAUCCAUUAAAUUUUCCAAGUCCAUCAAAUCUAUUAGGAAGUAUAUUAAAUUCAACAUCGGAUCAAAAAAAUGUACAAUCACCAAAUAAUGAAAAACCGCCAAGUACACCAGCUAAUAUUCUUAUUGUACCAAUUCAACGUCUUGUCUUAUUUGCACGAAUGCUCAAAGAUUUUGAUUUAUUUUCUGAAGAUGAUAAAGUUAGUUUACUUAAAGGUUCAGCUAUUGAAAUAAUGGUUUGUUCAUCAAAUACAUUAUUUAAUCCAAAAACUCAUACAUUUACAAAUUAUUUAUCACGUGAUCAACGUGCUAUUGUUGAUGAUCAAGUUUUACCACUUGAUCCAUUACUUAUUAAAUUAUGGGGAGAAGAAAUAUUUAAUCGUACACGAAAUUUUUUAAUAUCAAUGUGUAAUUUACAUGUUGAUGAAGUAACAUCAACAUUAUUAGUGCCAAUUAUUUUAUUUUCACCUGAUCGUUUAAAUGUUAUUGAUCUUAAUUUAGUUAAACGUUUACAAGAAAAAUAUUCUAUAAUUUUACGUAAAUAUAUGAAUUGGCGUUAUGGUGUUGAACAAACAGAAUAUCUUUAUCCGAAACUUUUACUUCAAAUUGUUAAUCUUCGUUCAUUAAGUUUAGCACAUGGUGAAAUUAUACAAAAACUUAUGGCUACAUCAAAUGUUAAUCCACUUGUACAAGAAGUUAGUAUGAAACCUGAAAUAUUAAAUCAAACAACAAGACACAAAUUUGAUUCAUUUUCAAUACCAUCAUCAUCUCCAUCUGAUAUUGAAAUGACAGAUUUUGACAAAACUCCAUCUAAUGAUACUGAAAGUAAUAAUGGUUCAGAUGAAGAUGAUUUUACGAAGAAACAAUCACGUUCAUCAAUUGAUGAUAAUUUUGAUUAUGACAAUGACAAUAUAGAUGAAUCAAAUCCACGUAAUAUAUGGAGAAAAAGACGAAAAUUAUCUAAUCAUAAUCGAAUGUCAUCAAUGAUGCAAACAGAAAUUACAACAAUUGGACAAACUAAUUCAAAUAAUAAUCAAAUAAAAGCAACUAAUGAUUAUAAAAAUAUUGAUCAAUAUCCACAAACAAAUUGUUCAUAUAUAAAACCACAUGAUCAUCAAGUACCAGCUAUGGUACAAGUACAUCAUGAUGAUUUUAUGAUUAUGUCAAAUACUGGAUAUUCUAUACCAAAUCAAUUUCGACAAUUAUCACCAAAAAACCAAUCAUUAACAACAAGUCCGCAUUCCGUUCAACAGUAUCAACAACAUUAUCGAACACAUUCAUCAUCAACAAAUGAUCUUUCAUCAUAUGAUUAUUCUUCGCGAUCAAAUCAAAUUUACAAUUCAACAAUGUUACCAACAACAGAACAAUAUUAUGAUGAUCAAACACAUGAAAAUUAUGGUCAAAAUUAUGCACAUAUGUCAGCAGCUAGUUAUCAACAACAACAACAAAAUGAACAACAAUUACUUCUUCUUUCAUUAGCAAAUAAUCAAAGUCAAACACAACCAGUUCAACCUUCAACUAAUCAUAUUACAAAUCAACACUCUCAAUCAGCAGCAUGCUUACCAACAAGAUCAGCACUUGAUGAAGAUGAACAACAAUUACUUAAUGCUAUUCAUGCACAUCCAAAUAAACGUGAUCUUGUACUUAAUCUUUUACGACAAAUGAAUCAAUCACCAUCAUUGACACCUUCACCAACUCAUCAACAACAACAACAACAACAACAACAAACAAGUUCAUAUUAUAAUCCUCAUCAAGAACAACAACAUCACUCAGAUUUAUCACCAAAUUAUAAACCAUAUAGAACACAUUCAUAUAUGGAUCAAAAUAAUGAAUAA
Molecule: messenger RNA, 2427 nt
Organism: Rotaria sordida
Lineage: Eukaryota; Metazoa; Rotifera; Eurotatoria; Philodinida; Philodinidae
Source: the annotation of a GenBank genome assembly